AUGGAUCUCUACGCGAAGAUGCGCGCCAUGGGCGCUCCGCCCCCAGAGAUUGCCAUGGACGACGAGAUGCAGCAGCAGGAUUCGCUUCAGGAGAUUCAAGCAUCAAUCGUCCGCCCUCUGGUCGAGCCUAAGAUCGAGGAGCUCAUGUUGGAUGCAGCUGGCCCUCUCACUCCAGUCCAAGCGUCGCCCACUGCAGUGAAGGCUGGGUUCCCCAAGAAGCGGAAGGUCAGCAUGUGUACCAGUGUGUUCGCCAGCCCCGUCGUCUGCGGGGUCAGCAUACGUCACUCCGCCGCAACGGGCCAAGAUGGUGCCGAGUAUCUCCCCAAUGAUGUUGGAACUGUGCCAGAGGAUACGUUCGAGGCCAUCAAGUCUGGCUGGAAGGUCGGACCAGGAUGUGCGCUCCCAGAGCCGUCCAAGCCCGCGCCAUCAACCGCCGCCGCCGCCCACGAUCUCCAGGCGCCGGCGCCCGAGGAUCAGCUCACGGACCAGCCAUGCGAUGAUGCCCGUGCCGACGAAGCUCAUGCAGCUGGAGUCGCAGAUGACGGGCCUCGUGCUGCGCGGGGCGCUGACGCGGUGGCGGUCGAGGCGGACGUGCGUGAUGCUGGCAUCAAGGGAAAGACGUACAUCGUGCCCGACGACGUCAAGGAGCAGAUCUUGGCAGCGGUCGUGCCUGGUGACGUGGACGUGGCCUUGCGGAAGAAAUUGUACUCUGCAAUCUCACGGGCGCUCAGUCGCCCGAAUAUCCCGUCAGAGAUCGUGGCCAAGUGGGAGGCUGACUCCAAGAAGAACGCCAGCAAAUUCGCCUUUCUACAGGCGUAUGUGCAGGAUACGAGCUGCGCGGUCAUGGUCAUCCAGGAGAGGCACACCAGGACGAAGUCGGUCUACAGGGAGAAGACCAUGAUAUGGGCAACUAAGUUUCAAGUGUAUGCGAUGUACCAUGCCCACGCGAGUGAGGAGACGAUGCAGUUUUGCAACGACAUGCUGAAGCACGCCAAACAGAGGUGCAGCGAUGACGCCAAGCACAAGCGGGACAAGAGGUUCAACAUCUACUACGUUCCACUCGCCAACAUCGAGGUUGCUCGCCAGACCAGCGCGACUCUGACGGGCCACGUUGAUGAGAUGAAUGCUGGGAUGGCAGCAGAUAUGGUGAGGAGCUUAGGUCGAGGCAUCGAGAAGGAUGAGAAGCCCCACACCGAGAAUGACUCGGGCCCGACGCGGGCCAAAGCCAAGGCCAAGGCCAAGUCGGCUCCUAAGGCUGCCAAGAAGCCUGCCAACCUUUCCCCACGUUCUCUGACUACGGUGGUGAUCAACAAGUUGUCGGCGGACAUUUCGUCCAUCAACCGGGUGCUGAAGGCGCUGGAUACCUGCCAGAAUAAGUUCAAGCAGUCGGUGAUUGAUGCGAUCAAGAUCAGCGAGCCCAAGGUGACGUCUGCUCUUGCUACCUUCCACGAGCUGCUGCAAGGCGACCGACCAACCUUGUCGGACGUGGUCGAGAAGUUCCACUCCAUCAAAGGUGAUUCUGAUUCACUCAGCGAGGACUUGCUAGAGGCCCGGAGGAUCCUCGGCGAGAACAUCAAGAAGCCGACGUCUGUCUUUGACGGGCAGCUCGAGGCCAAGAUGAGGGCUGCGGAGGCGCAGCUCGACACGGCGGAUGGCGUCGACGCCGCUGCCGACCUCCAUGCCACGGAUGGCAAGAUCGGCACGCUGAGCGAGCGCUGCACAGAUGGGUAUCAAGACAACCCUGGCGCGAGUUGCUCCCGCAGGUUUUUGAGUUUCAAGUCGCUGCUUCCAGUGAUGGCGUUCAUGAAACAGUUCGUACGCACCAUGCCUUUUUACCUCAUGAGACGUUCGCGAGUUUGCACAAGCAGCAGCCAGCCGCCAGCCCUGGGGGCGCCGCUGUGCAGGGACUUCCAGUUCACUCGCCUCAGUGACUACACCAUCGACAGGUACGAGAGGCCAGCGCUGGGCUGCUGGAUAUGCUCUACAAGCACCAAGAUGAACAAGCCCGGCCUCGCCCAAUUCACUUUGGAUUCGCCUGAUGCCCUGAUCCAAUCCAACAUCAAGAAGCACGUGAGCUCCCAGAUUCACAAGGAGCUGAGCAGCGUCGUCGUUGGCACCAUCGCAUCUGGGAAGACGCCUGCAUUGCGGGCUCUAUUGCGCUCCUUCUUCAAGAACAAGACAGCGUCUUCUAUUCUGCAAGACACUACGGAGGAGGUCCUGCUCAUGCGCAUCAGGGGCUGCGAUAAGAACAUCAACGUGAUGAGCGGUAUCGUCGGUGUAUGUGAUUUGACAAAGCCGCCGUUCAACGGCAGAGCGACUGGCAUCCGGGACGCUUCCCUGCACGUCCUUCGGGAGUUUUGCACGCCACUUCGGGACCCGCCGUUUUCGAAGAAGCACGGCAAAUUCGACCAGAAGCUGUUCAAGAGCGUGUGCGAGUCCGUGCAGAUGUAUACAGCUGACUCUGCAGCGCCGGAGCAAGUGGCUGGCAAGUUCUUGAAGGACGCCGGGCGGGCCCAGGCAGCUGGGUGCAUUUCUCGCGACGUGCUCCCUAACUUGAAAAAGGUUGCGCAGGACAAGCCCCACGGCGUCCGGAGGGUGUGCUCGAGGGCAUGGGCUGCAGACCAGUACCUGAGCGACACGGCGGACAUCAUGAUCCUCGCGAAAGGUUCGAUCACGACCCUGAUACAGAACUCCCCGACGUUCAAGGGAUGGUUUCAGCAACGCAAUGAGAAGUUGGAUCACUGCCCGUUCCAGGCCAACAGGAUCCGCGACCUGAGCUUCGCAAAGCAUCGCUUCAAUUCGACGCAGAAGCCUUUCGGGCGACACGUCCUGAUGUUCAAGAGCGUGAUUGCGACGGCAACCCAGAUAGCUACCUCUCGCGUGGGCAAGCAGGAGAGCAAGCUGGCCUCGGCGUACUUGUCCUUUCUGGACGUGGAGCGCGCAGUCACGUUGGCUCUCCUGGCAGAUGCGGGGGACGAGUGCAACAUGCUCAUCCGCGUCAUGGACACCGAGCGCAUGGACGUCUCUGCUGUUUCCAUGAACUUGCGCGCCUUCCUCAGCAGGAUCCAUGCUCUCUUCGUUGAUGAACAUUGUUGGAAGCUCGGCUACACGCAGUACAUGGUGCAGCAACUUCAGGAGCCCGUGCUCCUCCUCGCAAUGGAUGGUCAGAAGACGCUGGGAUGCGCGGCCGGCGUCCCCGUCGACGUCAAGAGGAGGUGCGUGCAACGGAUGGCUAAUUGGGUCCACUUGGCCCGCGAGACCAUACGUGCAGAAAUUCCAGAGUUCGAGAUCAUCUACGCGAUGAGGGCAUUCAAUCUCGGCGAGCUAUCGCAGUCCCUCGGCGCGCCCGCACAGGGUUCGCAGCAUGACCUAGGGAAUCAGACUAUGUCCCAAUUGCGAGCAAGUUGCGACAGCUUGGCCGAAUUCGUCUGCGUGAACCCGACCGCACUGUUCAGCCAGCUCAACGACGUGAGGCCGAUAGCGCAGCAGAUGCUGAUAGACCCGUCUUGUACUGGUACUAUCGCCGCGUGGGCGAUGGCGGUUGCCGAGUGUCAGAAAGACGCCCGAACCGCGAAGCUCCACCCGGUGGGGGCGUUGAGGCCAGUACUGAUGACCUUCGGCGCCUACGGCCCGAGCACUAGCGGCCUUGAGCAGAACUUCUCGCAGAUCCUCAACCUCGCUGGCGCGAAUCGGCCAGACAAGUGGGGGGGCUACAUACAGGACGAGCUCGUGAUCAAGCAGCCGUGGAGCAAGGACCACAUCGAUCGAGCGGCGGCGCUGGCGCCCAAGAUCUGGGCAAAGAUUUACGGACCGGUUCGCAGGCCAAGAGUGCGCGUCCGCAUGGAUUUACACAAGGAAGCCCCCGCAAGGGCGCGCGACGUCAACACUGAGACGUCCUGGAUUCGGGGCAGGCGCGCCGACGUUCAGGGCGUUGUUUCCCAGACACGGCCAGUCGACCUGAUGGGCGCCCCGGGCACGCGGACCGUCGGGGUUGACGGAUGGACCGCCGACCACGAGAAGGAGGAGCUCGGGGCGGCGCUGCAGACGUGGGAGGCCAUGGUGACCAGCUACAACAAGAAGGCGCAGAAACUUGGCGAGGCACAGAUUGCGGGCGACUUUCUUGCCUCGGCAUUGGAGGCAAAGGUGCCCGAGGAGCUGGAGAAACACUUGCAGCUCAACGCGUCCAGGCUGAAGAAGUACGCCGACGUGCGUGCCGAGGUAGCGCAGUGCUACGAAACCAGAACGGGAAAGCAGGUAAGGAUCAGCGUGCGAGAUCGCAUGCCGACUGCCAACGCGGAUACCGGGGUCAAGCCCAUGGACGUCGACUCUCUUGCUUGGAAGGGCAAGGGCGACUCCAAGGGAAGCAAAGGUAAGGGCAAAGGCAAAGGCACUGACGGCAAGGGCAAGGCCCAAGUGGGCAAAGCUGACAGCUCCAGACCUGCUCCGUUCGAAGGGUACUGCAACAACUGGUGGUGUGGCAAGUGGGGCCACAAGGCCAAGGACUGCCGCGCGAAAAAGCCUGCUGGCCCGAAGGGCCAGGCGAAGCCCGCAGCCGAGGCGAAGGGCAAGGGCAAGGGCAAGCACGCAGGCCCCCUGGACACAGAGCACGAGGGCGACGGCGAGCCGGAAGGCGAGCAGGGAGCGCUGGACAUGGGGGCUCUGGACACGAAGUUCCCAGCCAGCCACUGCGCUGACGGCUACCUGAAGUUCAACCUGGACACAGGGGCCGCCGUUGCGGCGCACCCGCAGAAGCGGUUCGAGGGCCGCGAGGGGAAGCACGAGGACGGCAGCCACAAGGGCUACGUCACGGCGAGCGGGGAGAGGAUCUCCGACUACGGAGGCGUCAAGCUGCAGUGCACUGAUGAGAACUCGAUGGUGCGGAACUUCACGGGUCGGCUCACAGACGUGCACAAGGUUCUGGCCUCUGCCUCGCAAGUGGCUCGGGCAGGGCAGCUGCUCGCGCUGGAGGAAGGCGGGGGUUGCGUCAUCCCUCGCGACGGCAUCGUCGGCAGGAAGCUCAAGCAGGAGCUGAGCAGGUUGGUGCAGAAGCACGGCCACGAGACCCUCCUGCCGGUGUACGAGGAGAGAGGCGCGUACAACUACCAGACGGAGGUCGCCGGGCUCGAGGUGCCGGCCGCAGAGGCGGUCGGGGCACCAGGCGUGCCAGACGACGAGGCGGCGGACGAGCAGCAGGGCGCAGACCCCGUCAUUUCUUCUGACUACGCGUACAUGAAUGAUGAUGGGGACGAGAGCGCCACAAUGCCCAUGCUUGUCAUGAGAGACAGACCGACGAAGUGUUACAUGGCGACUGCAAUCCCGAGCAAGGGAGUUGAUCCUUACGCGGUGAGAUUACUUGCUGGGUGUGUCAAAGAGCUUGGAUGGGCACGGCACGUAUCCAAGUCAGACAACGAGGCAAGCCUAGUGGCGAUGAAGGCGGCUGCAGGCGACGCGUUGCCUCGUGUGGAAAUGGUGCCACAGGAGAGUCCUGUCGGCGACCAUCAGGCCAACGGAGAGGCCGAAGCUGCUGCGCGGGAGGUCAAGCGGACGAUGAGGUCCUUGAAGGAGGCGCUGGAGGAGAGACUCCAGAAGCGCUUGCCUCGGACGCAUGACGUCUGGACGUGGCUUCCCAGGCACGCGGCCGCCUGCCUGUCGAGGUGCAGGGUGGGCGCCGACGGCCGGACGGCCGAGCAGAGGAGAACCGGGAGGCGCUGGAACAAGGCCCUGAUUGAGUUCGGGGAGCGCAUCCACGCCCGGUUGGCGCAGGAAGAGCCGAGCUCCGGCUUUGCGCCCAAGAUGGUCGAGGGCAUCUACGUCGGGCACCACGCGCUCACCGGCAGCUUGAUGGCGAUGACGGCAGCCGGAGUGGUGCGAGCCAAGACCUUCAACAAGAUGACGGUCGAGGAGCGCUGGAAGGCGGACUUCUUCGACGACCUCAAGGGCAAGCCUUGGGACAUGGCGCCGGGCGCGUACGGGUCUGCGCGGCGUGCGGGCGCGUCGCUAUAG
Prorocentrum cordatum is the source of this 6003-nucleotide messenger RNA. The record is from the annotation of a GenBank genome assembly. NCBI's taxonomy places the organism in Eukaryota, Dinophyceae, Prorocentrales, Prorocentraceae.